AUGGCUUUGGACACAGCGACAACAGUCAGCGCGACGCGGCGGCAGCGUUGCAACCUGCCCGCGGGCAGGUGCCCGUCCACCCGUCGCAACCACAAGAUCCCGCCGCUUCGUCACUUCCUCCCUCUCCUCCUCCUCGCUCUAUGUCUCUUACCCCCCUCCGUCCUUCCCGCUGCCGCCAAAUCUUCCUCUCAGAGCGACCAGGACGGGAGGUCAAUCCCGUCCGCCGCCGCCGCCGCCGCGGUUUCGAGAAUCGCCGCAGCAGCAGAAGAAGAAGGCGCAGGAGCACUCACCGUUUCUCGCGGCGAGGCGACGCUGGGAGCCGACGCUCCGACCGCAGCUGUUCCAUCGACCUUAAACUCGACAAAGCCGCCACUGGAAACGCCAUCGAAAAAGCCACCAGAAGACUCUGGCGGGGGGACGAGCGCGGAGCGAGCAGCAGCGCCGGUGCUGCUGGCGGUGAAUAUCACGUCUGCGCCGUCGGAGCGUAGCGCGGGCAGCAACGCUUCGUUCCGGUUCGCGGCGUUCUGGUCGCCGGAGGGAAGCCCGUGCCGCAACUGCUCCUACGCGUGCUCGCUUGAUGGCAAACCCGCCACCCCGUGUAACAAGGGCCACAAGCGCUACUCCGCGCUCGAGUCGGGGGAACACACCUUCCGCGUGCGCGCCACUGCGCCGGCCCCCGCGCUCCGGGGGAACUCUGCCAGCGGCGCGGCUGCUGCACUCUCCCCUGCUGCUGCUGUCAGUGCGACCGCGUCGCACACGUUCGUCGCAGACCCGUCGUGCGUGGUACCUGCGGAGAUCACGGCCAUCCCCCCGACCAGCCUCAACGCCUCCACGCAAAUCAUGCUCCACCUCUCGCGCCCCUGCCUCGGGCUCUUCUGCUCGUCGGGAAACAAUUGCUCGGUGAGCGCACUGUGGGCGGAAGAGGGAUGUGGGCGGAAAGGGGUGUGGGCGGAAAGGGGUGUGGGCGGAAAGGGGUGUGGGCGGAAAGGGGUGUGGGCGGAAGAGGGGUGGGUGAGGAGUGCUGCGCCUCUCUCCCACCGUCCACCAUCCCCCCCCCCAACCUUCUUUCCCGUGCAUCCUGCUCAACCUCUCGCGCCUAUGCCUUGGCCUCUCCUGCUCCUCCAACAACCUCUCUCCCUCCUUUCCCACCCCUCCCUCUCCACACAUUCCGCCUUUGCCAUCGUGGUUCGGGGCCCUGCAGAGGUGGUCCCGGGGAGUUUCCAGGAGGUGGUGCCGGGGCUGCGGUACACAGCACGUGUGGCGUUCACAGCCAAGUACGGCCGCGUGAUAGUUCGCAUGCCCCGAGAGGCAUGUAGGGUGCGCGCGACCCUGGGACAAGUCACCGAUGGUGACGCUAAUGCUGGCGGUGCUGCUGGUGCUGGUGCUGCUGGUGCUGCUGCUGCUGCUGGUGGUGGUGGUGACCAGCGCGAGCUCAAGGUGCGAAUCACCCCCGACCUGGACCCUACGCCCCUCUUCUUCCACGGGAAGCCGCGGCCGCUCUACACCGCUCUGCACCCCUCCGACGUGCGGUUCCUGGUGCGGCUGCAGACCGCGGCGGAUGGGCUGGAGGCGGCGGUGAGGGGUGCAGGCGUGGUGACUCCCACUGGAGCCCUCUCGCUCGUGUCUCUCGCCCUGCCUGAGGCUGCCCUCACCAAUGAAUACGGGGCGGUCAGCCAUGCCUCCUCGCCCGGGUUCAUCCUCUAUGCCCCCGCGCCCCUGGCCGCGCAGCUCACAUCACUCUCCCCCUCGCACGUGCUCGUUGCGCCCAUGGGGGAAGCAGUAGCGGGCGUGCUGGUCGCGCUGACGGCGCCAGUGCGCGCAUUUACCGCUGCGAGUGUGCGUGUGACGGGCGCAGCUGUUGUUGGUGCCAGUGCGCGCAUUCGCUGCCACGAGUUUGAACCUGGCGGGCGCUGCUGUGGUCGGUACCCAUGGGGAGUGGAGGAGGAGGAGGACGAGGAGGAGGAGGAGGGGAUAGCACCAGUAGCGCUGACAGUGCCAGUGCGCGCAUUCACUGCUGCGAGUGUGCGGGUGGCUGGCGCUGCUGUGGUCGGCAUCUACCAGCGGUCGCUGUUGGAGUAUGUGGUGAGCAUCCAACCGCGCGCAGCAGGCGAGGCAGCGACUAUCCAUGUGCCGGCUGGGGCGCUGCAGGGCCCGGGCAACCGCAGCAACGAGCAGCCGUCCAACACGCUCACCUUCGUGCAGUACGAGUCGCCAGCAGCAGCGUCGGUGGUAUCGGGAGUGACAACAGCAGCAGCGUCUCUCUCUAUGGCCGCCUCGGCACUGCUCUCGCUCUCCUCCUCCGCCCUCGCCCUCUCGGGCCAUGCUGCCUCUGCCACCUCCGCCGCCUCUGCUGCCCUGCUCGCCGUGCCCUCGCGCAGUCUCCUGCAAUGGCCCUCUCCUCCCCCGCCACGGGUCGUCGACUUUGACUCGAAAACCGUCGAUCCUGCUCUCCCCGCUCCCUCUCCCGUCCCUCCACAGAACAUGGUGUUUCACCUACAGGCCAUGGCGCUCUCCUCCUCGCUCGCCACGGAUCUCCCACUCACCUUCUCCCAAGCGGCACAGAACCUGCUCUGGAUCGUACCCUCCGCCAAGCUGCCCUGGUCCCAAGAUCUCAACCCGCACAUGCUGCAGACUCCUGCUCCCUAUGCUGCUGCUGGUGGCUUUGGGGAGGUAGGUGGGCCGGCUAUGCAGAUUCCAAAAACAGGAGCAGAGGUGGGAGCAGGAGCAGGAGCAGCAGCAGGAGCAGGAGCAGCAGCAGCGGCUGUUGAAGCUCAGAGUAUCGCAGUCAACACCUCUGAAUCCCCCCCGCUUUUAGCUUCCUCCUCGUCUCCCUCCUCACCGCUCCCUGUGACUGUCCGUAUUGGCGAAGCAACAUACGCGAGUGAGUCGAGUCAUGCAGAUAACACCUCCCCUGCUCGAAGCCCGCACAACAGGAGACUGCUGGGAAGGGAGAGCACAGAUAGUGACGAAGGCGGACCGAUUGGGGACCGUCAGAGCUACAUGAGCGAUGUGAGAGGCGGUUUCAGAGGUGAUGUGAGCGAUGCAAGUGAUACAAGUGAUCUGGUGAGACGUGACUUAGGAGGCGAAUCGGUUGGGUCGGACUUGGUACCGCAUUACAUGAAGGGGAGGGGUGCCAAACGGCCAUCAGGGGGUAUCGGUGGUGGUGGUUUUGAAGGCGAUACUAAUGAGAUGUUCCUCCUGCUAGCACGUGCAGAAACGGCAGAGGGGAACAGCGGUGUUGCUCCGAAGAAUGGCAAUGUGCAUGGGUCGGCUGUUGGUGUGGUUCAUGCACGUGCAGCUUCCUCGGAUGUUGCCCCAGGCCCUACUGCUGCUGCUGCUGCUGCUGCUGCCUCUGCUGCUGCUGCUCAUGCACGUGCUUUCAGUGCCGCUCAUACCCCUGCUGUUCGUGCUGUUGCUCCUGCUGCUGUUGUGAAACAAGCUUCAGCUCAGCAAAUUCCUGCCAACGGGGUAGCAGAAGCAGAUGCCGUGAUUGCAGGGAACGAAGAGGGGGAAUGGGACAGGGAGGAGGUUGAAGACGCGUAUGAGGAGGGAGAGGAUGGAGAGGAGAGAGAAGGGGAGGGGGAGCAAGGCGUGCCUGCGCCCGCUGUUGUCAGUGGUAGUGGCGAUGGUGGUGGUGCUGCUGGUGGUGCUGCUGGUGGCGAUAGCGUUAGCGAUAGGAAAAGGGGCGUUGUUGCUGUGAGAGAGGGCAGCAGGGAUAACAGAAAAGGGUCUCUGAACGAGACAGAUGGAGACGAGAAGAACGGAAGUAGUGACGAUACCGAGGAGAGGAAACCAGACACCAGUUACCUUACGACCACGGAAUACAGAGACCUUCAAAAGGUACGGUGGAGAGAGCGGUUUGAGAGGCGUUUUGGGAGGCGUUUUGCAGCAGUUAUGGCACUAUGGACCAAGGCCAUGGAAAUCCUCUUCUGGACAGCCAUUCUCAUCUCCUCCUUCAUCCUCCUCCACCUCAUCUCCCUCCUCCUCCUCCCCAAGCCUUCCUCUUCCCUCUCCUCCUCCUCCUCCUCCUCCUCUUCUCCCUCCUCCGCGCCCCACUCCGCCACACCCCCCGCGUUCUCCUCCCCUCCCCCAAGCACUCCGCUGCCCUACCUCCGCUCGCCGUACGCCUUCCCCUCGCCCUACUCCCGCCAUUCGCGCUCCCCCGCCUCUGCCCACUCCAGCCCAGGCCUCUGCUCCUCCCCUUCCCCCCCAAAGAAGCGCAACAGCGCUUCCCCCGCUUCUAGACGCGCCUCUUUCGCCUCCCCGCCCCCCUGCGCCUCCUCCCCCGCGCAGUCCCCGUCCCCCGCGCCUCUCUCCGCGCAUCUGCUCUCGUUCCCGCGCCCAGAGGUCGUGCUGGGGGUGUUUCUGCUGCCCGCGCUCUCCUUUUCCAUGGCUACUCUCUUCCAAGCGCGCCCCUCCACGGUGUCACGAGCCAAGGGGCGUCUGCGCACGCUGCACCUGCUCGCGGACCUCUCCCACCGCGUUGCGCUCGGCGCGCUGCUGGGCGCCUUCCCCCUGCGCUCCUCCCCGCACGCUGCCUCUGCCCAGGUUUGUAAAGUGGUUGGGUUUGGGGCCGUUGAGAGCGUUCCCGGGUCUUUGCAACAGAGAGCCCUCGUCGUCCUGUCCUCUCUGCACUUCCUAGUCAACUCAAAUUACAUCCCCGUCCCAUCCUCCCACCUCUUUCCCCUCCUCUACCUUCUCCGCCCCCCACCGCAGGUCGUCGCCGUCCUCGUGCUCUCCUCGCUGCACCUCCUCUUCCUCCUACUCGUCCGCCCCUUCAUCUCCCGUCUCAUCCUCGCCACAGAGUCGCUCUCUCACGCGGCCUACAUCGCCCUGCUCUCCCUCGCCCUCGCUUUCAUCUCUCUAGACCCAUCUGCAAACCCCACCGUGUGCCAGCCCGGUUCUUCCUGGGAUAUCGCCAUGGUGUCACUGCUUGCUGCCACUGCGGCUGCACAGACUAUGACCUUCUGGUAUGGGAUUGUGGAGCAGGUUAGGGCGCUGUCCCCUGGUGGGGACGGGCAGAUGGUUGUCGAAAUGGAGGACGAGGGGGGUGCUGUGGCGUGCAGUGCGGUAUGCGGGGGUGGUGAUGGGCGGAAGCGGGGAGUGAGGUCAUCUGAUGCGAGUGUGGAGGUGAAGGGAGGGAAUGUGAGGGAUGGCGUGCCAGGAGAAGAGAUGGGUACGGUACCAGGGAGUGCAGAUGUAGGUGAGGGCAACAACCCGUUUGACGGAAUGAGCCCAAGCAUAUCGGGGAUCCGGCGGGAGGUGGUGGACGGGAUUCUGGCAGCAGCAGCGGCGCUCUAUGAGGAGAGGCACACUGGCGGCCCCACUCCCGUCUCCCCCUUACCUGCUCCCUCCCUCUCCGCGUCUCCCGCUCUCCACGCAGCAGCAAAAUCCGGAGCAGCAGCACAUGCAGGUGGCCAGCCCGGUGCUGCCAAUGUUCGCACGGUUGAGGCAGUUCGCACAGCAUCGGCAUGCAGCGUUCCUGCUGCUGGUGGGAGCAAGUAUCCGUUGAGGGAGUCAGUGGGGCAGAAUGUUGAUGGUGAGGAGGUGAAGUCUGCUCGGCAGGGAGUGAGGCAAGCGAGUGAACACCUGCCGCAGUUGGUGCAGAGAAAGCAGGAGCGAGAGGAGCAGCAGCGGCAGUCGCUGGAUAGCCCUGGCACAGAGGCUGCCAUGGGAAGCAAAGGGCACCGGAGCGUUGGAGGAGGGCUUGCUAUGGCGCAUCCUAGUGUGGGAUCUGGUGCUGCUGCUGGUGCUCCUGCUAUGGGCAGUGGUGCCGCCAGGAGUGGGAGGAGCGGAGGUGGAAGUGCUAAGGGGAAUGGCGGGGGAAGCGGUGUGAGGGGUGGAGUGACGAGUGGUGGGUCGCAUGGGAGCAGAGGGGGAAUGGAGGUGCUUAUGGAGUCAACGGCUAGCAAUAACACGAGGAUACUGAAGGGUGCUGUUGUUGGAGAGAGUGUCUGCUCAAAGGAGAAGGGGGUUGUUUCGGAUGAGAGUGGACGAGGGGGAGGAGGUGGAGGCGGUGUUGAAAGCAUCGGGAGAUCAACACCACUGUUGUCAUCGUCGCAACCAGCGUCGCAGCCGUCGCCUUCGUCAUCGUCGCCCGUCGCAAUGAUGCUUCAAUCGCAGAUGGCGCGCUCUGCGUGCGCCUGUCUCCCGUGCAGCAGCCCUUCUUCCUCCGAAUCCGCCUCACUAGCAGCCCGUUUUGCCGCGUUCUCUUCCGCCGGUUCUUCCCCGCGUGCCGCCGCGGGUGCUUCCGCUUUCCGUGCUCCCCCAGCGACGCGCGAUUCGCUGCAUUUCCGCCUCGCACCGUCGCAGAGCGCGUGGCUGCGGCAGUCGCAGCAGCAGGGCCGUGCGAUGACCUCUUCCGCGCGUGCGACAGGCCCUGUCGCAUCGCAGUCGUCCGCAGCUUCCGCAGCCGCAGCUGCUGCGCGGAUGGGGGGAGGGUCGGGGGGAGGAUCAGGGGCGGCGGGGGUGGCGGGGGCUGUGGCAGGGUCAGCAACGGGUAUAGCCGAAACUGCGGGCGGAGCGGUUGUAGCGGACACGCCUCCUCUGAUCCAUCCGAACGCUGUUGUGCAUCCUGACGCUGUGGUCCGGGAGGGUGUGGAGAUUGGGCCGUUCUGCACUGUUGGCCCCCAUGUGACUAUAGGGAGGGGCUGCAAGCUGCUGCCCGGGUGCCACGUGGCAGGGAACACAGUGAUUGGCGAGUUUUGCACGCUGAUGAGUGGGGCAGUGGUGGGAGCAGACCUACCAGGCACCACGGUGAUCGGCAGUCACAACAGCAUCGGAUACCAUGCCACUGUGGGCGUCAAGUGCCAGGACCUCAAAUAUCAGGAGGGCAGUGGGUGCUUCCUGGUGCUGGGCUCACACAACGACAUUCGGGAGCACGCCCAGAUCCACCGCUCCUCCAAGCCAGAUGACGCCACUGUGAUCGGGGACCGCAAUCUGAUCAUGGGGUCAUGCCAUGUGGCACAUGACUGCAAGCUGGGUAACCGCAACAUCCUCGCCAAUGGCACGCUUCUGGGAGGGCAUGUCGUGCUGCAUGACUUCGUGCACACAGGGGGCGCGGUGGCAGUGCAUCAGUUCUGCCACAUCGGCUCCUACUCCUUCCUUGCUGGGGGAUCCAUGGUGGUGCGGGACGUGCCCACGUUCACCAUGGUGGCAGGCGACAGGGCGGAGCUGAGGGGGCUCAACCUGGAGGGGCUCAGGCGCUCUGGCUUCUCCACUGAUCAG
Messenger RNA from Closterium sp. Yama58-4, 7227 nucleotides. The record is from the annotation of a GenBank genome assembly. NCBI's taxonomy places the organism in Eukaryota, Viridiplantae, Streptophyta, Zygnematophyceae, Desmidiales, Closteriaceae.